GACGGCGGCCGGGAUGCACCUGGAACAGAUUUAGAAGCCAUUGCCGUGGAUGGAGAGACGAAGAUGUGAGCGGCCAUUGAUGGCAGCCAGGGUGCCGAUGAGCCCCCCCCCCCCCCAUUUGCUCAGUGUGCGGGCUGAGCUUCGAUGGAGGACCACAUGACGGGGCCCAACAAGCAGAAGCGUUAUGAGUGCGAUAUAUGUGGCAAGGCCUGUCUGCACCCGAGCCACCUGGAGAUCCACCUGCGGGUGCACACGGGAGAACGCCCCUUCGACUGCUCGGAGUGCGGCAAGAACUUUAAGGUAGCGCAGGACCUGAAGAACCACCGGCGGGUGCACACGGGCGAGAAGCCCUAUGGCUGCUCCACCUGCGGCAAGAGCUUUGCCCAGUUGUCGGGGCUGCAGAAGCACCGGCGGGUGCACAGCAGUGAGCGGCCCUUCACCUGCUCCGACUGCGGCAAAGGCUACAAGUCGUCACAUGAACUGAAGGUGCAUAGGCGCCUGCACACUGGGGAGCGGCCCUACAUCUGCAGCGACUGUGGUAAGGGCUUCAUCCGCUCCAACAGCCUGCUGGAGCACCAGCGCACCCAUAGCGGCAAGCGCCCCUUCCCCUGUGCCCAGUGCGGCAAGGGCUUUACCUGUUCCACCAAGUUGCUGUUCCACCAGCAGGUGCACACCGGUGACCGUCCCUUCCCCAGGCCCUUCCGCUGCUCCGACUGCGGCAAGGACUUCCAGAGGGCACAACAGCUGAAGUUCCACCGGCGAGUGCAUACGGGCGAGAAGCCCUAUGGCUGCUCCACCUGUGGCAAGAGCUUUGCCCGGUUGUCGGGGCUGCAGAAGCACCGGCAGGUGCACAGCAGUGAGCGGCCCUUCACCUGCUCCGACUGCGGCAAAAGCUUCAAGUCGUUGUCGGACAUGAAGGUGCACAGGCGCCUGCACACCGGGGAGCGGCCCUACACCUGCAACGACUGCGGCAAGGGCUUCACCCGCUCCGACAACCUGCUGGAGCACCAGCGCACCCACACCGGCGAGCGCCCCUUCACCUGCGCCCAGUGCGACAAGGGCUUCACCCGCUCCGUCAACCUGCUGUCCCACCAGCGGGUGCACCCCCGAAAGAGUUAAUCGCUAUUAACUAGGGUACCUAGGAUACUUGAUCAUUUCUGUAUUCUUGCUUAAAGCUUAUGUACCUUUAAAACUACUGAUAGAGGAAAUAUACUGCUGACUCACCUGGCUGAAAACUGAAAUACUGCCUCGUAUGGGGGUAACUGAUAACUGAAGUACUGCAGACUCAUGUAGAUGCGAACAAAACUUGCAAUCCUUGGAAUAACCACUGAACAGAAUAUGCCUGGGAUAACCUGACUGCAGAUGGCAAUUGACCGAACUGACGUACAUAGAUCACCGCUCCUCCGAAGAUAAGAUAACAGUCACUGAAACAGACGUCAGCAAUUGUUUCUUGGAAAUGCUCCUCGGCAGUAGUUUUUGGAAGAAUGACAAAGGCAUUGACUUGACUUUAAGAGUAUAUAAGAAAUAGUAAAAUACUGUAUCUUUGAGUGGCUGCUCGGGGAGCGCUGAGUAUAUUGUAUACUCUCUGUACUAGUCGCCGCCGCUCCCGUCAUGAUGAAUUGUGUAAAGCUUGCUAUGGUUUACGUUUAA
Molecule: messenger RNA, 1650 nt
Organism: Amblyraja radiata (thorny skate)
Lineage: Eukaryota; Metazoa; Chordata; Chondrichthyes; Rajiformes; Rajidae
Product: zinc finger protein 2 homolog
Exons: 2
Coding region: 145-1119 (324 amino acids)
Biological process (GO): regulation of transcription by RNA polymerase II
Cellular component (GO): nucleus
Molecular function (GO): RNA polymerase II cis-regulatory region sequence-specific DNA binding; DNA-binding transcription activator activity, RNA polymerase II-specific
Source: RefSeq, a predicted model, not a curated record